AUGGCAGAGGAAACAGUAAACACGUAUCAGCUUAGGUCGAAGGGUCCUUCAGCCCAGGAAGAGGAAGUGUGGUCCACGGAUGCGGAGGGUGCUCCAGAGGAGCCGAACCAGGGGAAGUCGCUGGAGUUCGAGGCGAUCGGGGCAGCAGCUGACCAGCUGUUGCAGAUGGAUUCCGCUCCGAAGGCGGUGCAUUUUCAGGAUCCACCAGUGGACUCGACGAUCCAGUCGGCAGUGAACCUCGUCCUGGCACAGGCAGCGGAGACGUACCGCAAGUCCCAAGAGGCGGGAAUCUGUCAAGGGUUGCGAGAAGAGCUGCGGGCGGGCUUCCUGGAAAUGAUGCAGUUAAUGAAUCAGGUGCUGAGGCCGGCAGUUACUCACAAACAGAAGCCGCUGCGGACGCCAGCCCAGCAGGGACGACCGACGGAGGGACCCCAGGGCGCUCGUGGAGCCAUACCGCGGAGCCACCAAACGGCCAGUGGGCAAGCGGCAAGGACACCGCCACGUGUGCCACCGAAGCCGCCAAGGAGGGCGCCUGAUCCAUUGGAGGUGACCAGCAGCAGACCAGGAUGGUCCACUGAGGCGGAAGAGAGGCCGCGGGAUGACGGCGGAGGCAGGAGCUGGCGCGUGGAGGAUCGCCGAGCCGGAGAGUUCCGGGACGAGCGGGCGUACGCCAACUGGGACGCGGGAGGCAGUUCCCAGCAACCAGGAGAGACCGUGGACGACUACCUGCACGCCAUGCAGACCCUUGCGGCACGCCUGAAAAAGCCAAUGCCAAAGCGGCAUUUGGUAAAGGUGAUGAAGAAGGGGUUGCGAGAGGGAAUAGCGCGUUUUGUCUACGCGAUGGAGCUGGAAAGCCGCGAUGUAGGAGAGCCUGGAGAAGGACAAAUAAAUAGUAACCACAAUAAUAAUAAUAUAUUAAGAUACUUACCCUAUGAGGAGCGCAUGCGAAGGUAUUUAGAAGCUAGGAAUAGGAUUAUUAAACAGCACCAGCUGUGCGGAAUGCGCCAGGUAUCCCGAACGGUUCGGAAGGCCAGGGUGCGGUUUCGACAGCGUCGGGAAAAAAGAAGGGAAGUCGUCGCAGCAGUGCAGCGGAGCGGCAACCACGAUCCCAGGCCCAUCGCCGCGACAAACAUUUUAGGCCAGCAACUGACGGGUCUGUUAGACACCGGAGCGAGUGUCAGUCUGCUCGGAAAAGGCGGUAGGGAACUGGUGGAGGCGUUGGGUGUGCCUGUCCAGAGAUAUUUCUCGGUGGUGCGUACCGCCGCAGGUGAGGAUCGUUCGAUCAUAGGGCGAUUGAAGCUACCUGUGGAGUACAAAGGGAGGGUACAGAAUAUUCUUUUCUAUCUUUGCCCGUUCCUGGAGCAGCCGGCGUAUCUCGGAGUCAAUUUCUGGCGAGCGUUUGGCUUGGCCCCGGCCGUAGUGGGAGAAGUACCGACAAACAGCGUGAUGAAGGCCGAAGAAAUCCACGCCAGGGAAAUGGAACACUACGCCGACCAAGAAGACGAUGACGAGGAGAAGCCCGAUCCAGAAUCCUGGAUACUAGCCGAGGCGGAGUCCCGGAAGCUGGAGGAGAUCAAGCGGAUGUUCCUUACAUUUGAGAAGGAUGGCUUAGGAACCACGAGCCGGGAGAAGUAUUCCAUAGAGCUGGUGGAAGGCGCGAAGGUUUUUAUGGAUCGGCCCUAUCCGAUGUCUCCGGCGAAGCAGAAGGUGGUCGAGGACGAGGUCGACAAGAUGCUGGCGCUGGGACUCAUCGAGGAGAGCAAGAGCCCGUGGAGUAACCGGACGACGGUGGUGUCGAAGCCUGGAAAGGACAGGUUCUGUUUGGAUGCCAGGAAGCUGAACGAGGUGACCGUCAAGGAUGCUUACCCCUUGCCUAGUAUCGAUGGAAUCCUGUCCAGAAUCGAUCAGACGCACUACAUCUCCAGCGUGGGUUUAAAAUUCGCGUUUUGGCAGAUCGAACUGGACGAGAAGAGCAAGGAGUUGACAGCGUUCACGGUUCCUGGUCGGCCCCUGUAUCAGUUUCGGGUGAUGCCGUUCGGACUCUGCAAUGCGGCGCAGCGGCUGGUGAGACUCAUGGACCGAGUAAUCCCAGCAGAAAUCCGGUCCAACGUCUUCGUCUAUUUAGACGAUCUGCUCAUCCUGGCACCGGACAUCGAGACGCACUUCCGGUACCUACGACGAGUCGCCGAAUGCCUAAGAGAAGCAGGAUUAACGAUUGGGCUUAGCAAAUCGAAAUUUUGUUUUAAGUCGUUGACUUACCUAGGCUUCAUCGUAGGUGGAGGUCGUCUGCGGAUGGAUCCAGGAAGGGUGGCUGCGAUCCGUAGGAUGCCAGAGCCGAGGACUAUGAAGGAGGUGCGAGCCUUUUUGGGCACGGCUGGAUGGUAUCGGCGCUUCGUCAGGAACUUCGCAACGCUGGCAGCACCGCUCACCGAGGCGCUCAAGAAGACCGGGAACACGAAGUUUUCUCUGAGUCCGGAGGCGCAGCUGGCGGUCGAUGCCCUAAAGAUGGCUCUAACGACGGCGCCGGUACUAGUCCACGCCGAUUUCAAGCGGCACUUCUUCAUCCAGUGUGACGCUUCUCACAUCGGGGUUGGAGCGGUUCUGUUCCAGAAGGAUGAGGACAACCAGGAGCAGCCGAUAGCCUUCUUCUCGACGAAGAUGAAUAGGCACCAGGUGAAUUACACCGUCACCGAGAAUGAGUGCCUGGCAGCGCUCCUGGCGAUCCGGAAGUUCCGUCCGUAUGUGGUCUCUGCAACUCUGACAGAGUUGCUGGGUUUCGAGACCACCGAGUUUGCUGGGGAUGAGUACCAGGAGUUAGUCCGUGAAGUGGAGGAGAAUGCGGAUAACUUACCGGAUCUUAGGAUCGAGGACGGUCUCAUCUUCAAGCGAGUCUCCCCGGCAACGCUGGAUGAUGAAGUGGAAGGAUCCGCAUGGAAACUUUGGGUACCACAGAGUCUGACCCACAGCAUAGUUGAGAGAGCCCAUACGGAUCCAAAGGCAGCUCACGGCGGAAUGGGGAAGACUCUGGAAAUCCUGCGGAGGCAGUUCUACUGGCCUGGGAUGGUGACGCAGAUCCGCGAGUUCGUCCGAAGAUGUCAGAUUUGCAAGGAGUCGAAGGCCCCGAACCACCGGAUGAUGGUGGGGAUCGGAGAGCGGGUUCAGACGGAGCGGCCUUUCCAGAAGCUGUACGUCGACUUCCUUGGCAAAUAUCCGAGGUCGAAGAAGGGACACGCCUGGAUCUUCAUAGUGGUGGACCAUUUCUCCAAAUACACGUUCCUCAAGGCGAUGAGAGAUGCAACCGCUUCAAACGUAGUAGAUUUCCUCAUUACGGAGGUAUUCUACAAGUUUGGAGUGCCGGAGGUGGGGCACUCUGACAACGGGCGGCAGUUCACCUCGAAGAUCUUUGAGGAGGCGAUGGAGAGCUUCGGGAUCCGUCAUCUGAAGACCCCGAUUUACUCCCCCCAGAGCAACGCAGCGAAACGGGUCAACCGGAGUGUCCUGGAAGCGAUUCGAGGGUUCCUGGAGAGUGACCAUCGGGAGUGGGAUGCGUACCUUCCGGAGAUUGAGGUGGCCAUCAGGAAUGCAGUCCAUUCAGCAACAGGCGAGGCGCCGUUCUUUACUGUGUUCGGGCAUCACAUGUUCCUGCAUGGGUCCAGCUACAGACUGGCAAGGAAGCUGCAGUCGAUGUGUGACCAUGAAAUGGCCGGAAUGCCGACGGCUGACAAACUCCGGGUGGUACAGGAGAAGGUGCGCAAGAGUCUGGAGACCGCAUAUGACCACAGUCGCCAGCGAUACGACCAGAGGGCCAGAGUCUUCACCGCAAAGCCGGGGCAAGAAGUGUAUCGCCGGAACUUUGUCCUCAGCGACUUUGGGAAGCAAUUUAAUGCGAAGUUCGCAAAAAAGUUCCUAAAGGCCAGAGUGGUGAAGGCCGUAGGCAAUAAUGCGUACGAGCUGGAGGAUCUGCAGGGCCGAAGUUUGGGCAUCUAUCACGCAAAGGACAUCCGCAUCUGA
Molecule: messenger RNA, 4011 nt
Organism: Drosophila kikkawai
Lineage: Eukaryota; Metazoa; Arthropoda; Insecta; Diptera; Drosophilidae
Source: RefSeq, a predicted model, not a curated record